This is a messenger RNA of Gymnodraco acuticeps, 1832 nucleotides long. RefSeq lists its product as uncharacterized. NCBI's taxonomy places the organism in Eukaryota, Metazoa, Chordata, Actinopteri, Perciformes, Bathydraconidae. The transcript has 3 exons. The record is from RefSeq and is a predicted model, not a curated record. Bases 15 to 1832 code for a protein of 605 amino acids.
UCAACUGUCACAAGAUGGACGAGCUAUCUGACUAUUUAAGGUCACAACAUGUACCUGAGGAAGACAUACAGCGAAUGGAACAGGAGAAGAUGGAUUCCAGUGUCAUAACUCUCAUGACAGAUGACCAGCUGAGAGAGUAUCUGCCAUCCUAUGGUGAUCGACUGGCUGUUUUUGGAUACUGUAGACGGAAGGAAAAAGAACCCACGAGUCGCAAGUCAAAGCUCUUUGAGCGACUUAGAGGAAAGCUCUCAAGAAACAAAGGUGAUCAUGAGACAGACCAUCAAACCGCUCCAAAGAAUGCUCAGAAGAAUCAAAGAAAGAUUGAAAUUGGAUGGGUGCAUUUCAGAGAAGGGGAAUUUGUGCAGGUACGCACCAAAAAGGGUGGGGGGACCAGAAAAGAGAGUGUCAUGAAGGACAGUACAAAACAGAACCUAAUUGAAAAGGCUGUGCAGUUGUUUUUUCCAGAUGGAAAAAAUGCAGAGGGGAGCCUUACUGAUUUUGACAUUGAUUUAACGGACUUUCAGCGGCAUUCAUUAGAGGAUAGUAUCACAGUCAAGGAACUGUAUGAAAAGACAAAAUUACCUCUCUUACGUUUCUAUUUAACAACCAAGAAGAGAGACAUUGCCAGUGACAUAAAUCUGGUGGAAAACAAUAGUGAUGCAACUGCUCAAGAAGGUGAAAACACACAUGCCAGACCUGAUAUCUAUCACCUCUCUACAGACACAUCUGUAAGAGAUCCGGUGGAGAUAAGGACUUCAGAUGUCAUUUUUGUUGGAAGCAGCACAGUUUUUGCAAAUGAAAACAGUGAUAGUGUUUCCCUUCUUUACACCACAGUCAACCCAACUGAUGCAUCCAGUUUGCAAGAACAUGAAACACUGUUUCAUGUCGGUGCUUUAGAUGAUAGUGGCAUUGUAACUUUCCGCACAGACAGCAUCUCUCUGAUGGAGUACUCCAGUCUUGAUGAUACAUUGCCUCUCUCUACGGAACUGUCUAUUGAAUCAUCCAUGCCUCCUUCAAUGGAUAUGUUUCAGGAACAAGCCAAUCAGAGAGAAAGAGUGAAGAAAAUUAUUGUUCUUCAUCGUGGACAGAUUCUCAGAGAACUUAUUCUAGUGUUUUCUGAGGAAAAUAUCAUGGAGAAUGACUUUCACUUCCAAGUUAUUCUUCCCGAUGGAAAGCUUGAAAAUGCUGUGGAUGAUGGAGGUGUUAUGAGGGAUAUACUGUCCGAAUUUUGGAAUGACUUUUAUGAGCAGUGCACUAUGGGAAAUGGCUUCAAAGUGCCAUACCUGCGUCAUGAUUUUGGUAAACAAGAAUGGGAAAGUGUAGGCCGAAUAAUCACAUUUGGCUGGCAAAAAGAGAAGUACCUUCCUGUUAAACUUUCACCUGUACUUCUGGAGCAAGCUGUUUUGGGCUUUGUUGAGAGUGAUCUUGUGGACAGCUUUCUCAAGUAUGUGUCAGAGUCUGAGCGGGUGAUCUUUGAAUCUUGUCGUUCAGAUUUUGAAGGUGUGGACCAAGAAGAAUUGUUUGAAAUCAUGGAUAUCCACAACUGCCGGCGGCUUCCAACAGCAGAUAACUUUGAGCAAAUCUUGAAGGAGAUUGCUCACCAAAAACUGAUUCAAGAGCCUGCUUUUGUGAUUGAACAGUGGAACAACACACUUGCACCUCUUAGAUCAGAGCUGAAAGGGAUUGCAGCAGUCUAUGAAGAGCUACAACCAACAUCAAGAAAGAUCAUGAGAUCAAUGACUUACCCCAGUACACAGAAUGCCCAGGAGAAACAAAUGGUCAAAAAGCAGAACUGGAUCAAGGACUUGUCCAAGAAGUUGUCUGAGAAGUAG